Messenger RNA from Eleginops maclovinus (Patagonian blennie), 1407 nucleotides. RefSeq lists its product as uncharacterized. The transcript is spliced from 9 exons. Lineage: Eukaryota; Metazoa; Chordata; Actinopteri; Perciformes; Eleginopidae. The coding region runs from base 1 to 1407 and encodes 468 amino acids. The record is from RefSeq and is a predicted model, not a curated record.
AUGCCCCCAAUUAUCACUACCAGUGUGGGAUGCCUGACUGCUCACAGAGGCCAAUAUAAGUGCAUCAUUGAGGAAAUUAACAGAGAUGAUCUACUCACACUCUAUAACAGGGGAAGGCUCAGUACAGAUGCAAAGAGGAAGGCUGCUUUUAAAGAGUGUUUUAACUAUGUUCAUCCCAUCCCAUCCCCUCCGAGCACUGCCCCAAGCACGUCAAGCCCUUCACAGCUUGGCGUGCCAUGGUAUGUAGACUUUCGUCUCAACUGGGACCAGGUGUCCUCAGCCAUUCGACUUAGAGUGGAAAAAGAAGAAAGACCAUUGCCAGACCAGAGAAAGGCCUUCGUGCUCGUGGACCAAAUGAUGCAGCACGACCGCAACCCAUCCAGAGCCAUGUGCCACAGCAUUGUGAGAAACGUUGUCAGGAGCCAUUCAAAAACAUUUGGCGACAUCGGCAAGCACGGUGAUACUGCUGGAGACGGAUGUCACUCUCUUCUGCAACAAGUAAAAACGAGAGUGGAGUACAAAAAUAGGAAUAACACUCUUGCUCAACGAGGCAGAGAAGGAAGACCGCGCACGGGAAUGGCAGGAGAGGCCAGACUGGCAAGAGGUCCUGUUGACCAAUACGGGUGUAUGAGGUGGGGCCCAGCAGAUUUGCCAGAGGGGGAGACCGAGGCAACGUUGGAGAAUAGGAAGAGGGAUCUGCUCAACAUCUACUCAGGCAUGCAAUCUACUUGUGUGGGGGGCGGCUACCAAAUUGUUACUUGGGUACUAACAAUACAUUUGUAUGUCUGUAUACACAGAGGAAGGAAUGAGUGGCCGUUUCUCUUCUCUCAGAAAUGCCUAUUCUCACACUUUGGCAUCCUGAUGGACAUCGAUGUCCUUCUAAAACUAGUGGAGGUAAUUAGUCGACGAGGACAGGCCAUCCUGGAUUACUGUGCAACACUGGACAACCCCAAGAUCUGCGAUGUUCUGGCCCGCUAUGAUCCAGACUCUGACAAGGCUGCCUGCAUCCUGCUGCUCCUAAUGUCGUACUUCAAAGAGCGGAAAGAGAAUUUGAAGCUUAAAGUUGAUCCAUGUGCCACUGCUGUGGACGUUAAUACUGCAGAACUCCCCAGCACCCACUGUUUGAUCAUUCAAGGUGACAUGAUGAAGCCCUCUGGAUGGCUUAUAUCCAUCGAGGGACAUGUCGUAAUGGGCCCACACCCUUUGUUUUUACACAGAGUAGCUGCUUUCUUCAGCAGCUAUUACGUCUUCAACCUUGAGUAUCCUGUCGCUGGAUCGUCGACGCUGGAGUCCAUUCAAAGGUGCUUCUUGGGCAUCAAUCCUGAAAGAGGCUCAAAAAAGGGUGUGAGCACCCUUUUGAGGAAACGUAUUGACUUUGAAAUGUUUGAGACUGAGAAGAGCGCCUGA